Messenger RNA from Periconia digitata, 4947 nucleotides. The record is from the annotation of a GenBank genome assembly. NCBI's taxonomy places the organism in Eukaryota, Fungi, Ascomycota, Dothideomycetes, Pleosporales, Periconiaceae.
CUUCACUUCACUCGCUCGCUCGCUCUUCUCUUCUUCUCUUCUCACACCAUCGUUACGAUAUCUUGUUCGGUUCAAACUCUUCUUUCGUUUCUCCUUUACAUCCACCUUAUUUUUUACUGUUUCGGCACGGACAAAGGCCGAUAAGGACGGAGACCAUGUAUAUUCCAUCUUCCCUCCCAACAACCUCCCUCCUAUUCUCCACGUUCUCCACUUCCCCAGCUCCUGCUCCAACAGGCCUCGUCAAUGGUCUUCCAUUGUCUGGGAUCACUAGUGCCGCUGGUGGGAUAGUUCCUGGACUCAAUGGCGGAGGCUCUCCGCUGUCUGGUCUGACUGGCGGUGGCGAUGGCAAAGGUGGACUUCUCCCCGGCUUGACUGGGGGAAGUGGAUCUGGCGCGCCGCUGUCUGGCUUGACUGGCGGCGGGGAUGGUAAGGGCGGUCUUGUCCCCGGUUUGAAUGGAUCCCCGCUGUCUGGUGUGACUGGCGGAGGUGAUGGGAAAGGUGGUCUCGUGCCCGGCCUCCCUUUGCCUGGCGUCGAUGGUAAGAGUGGUUCUCCGUUAUCUGGCCUCACGGGUGACGGGAAAGAUGGACUUGUUGCUGGCCUUCCUCUCCCCGGCGUCAACGGGGGUGAUGGUAAAGGUGGGCUCAUCCCCGGUCUUCCUCUACCUGGAGUCAACGGCAACAGUGGGAGCGGAAGUGGAUCUCCACUUUCUGGGCUCACUGGCGGCGACGGCAAAGGCGGACUCAUUCCUAACCUGAAUGGCGGCAGCGGCAGCGGCUCUGGAUCUCCCCUGUCCGGUCUGACAGUUGGUGGCAACAAAGGGCUCCUACCUGGUAUCAACGGCCUUGUAGGCAGAGGUGUGCCCUCGGCAGCAGCUCCAGCUGGAAGCGCGUGCAACAACAAUGUGAACAAUGCAGCUCAGCAGUUUUUCAAUGUUCUUGCCGGCGAUAAAGACGCGAAGAACUUCUGCGACGGGAAAUACGCGACUACAACUGUAUGGGUUGCACCAACACCCGGGGCUCCGAAUCGCAAUUGGGGAAACAGCGGCAAUGGGAAUGGAAAUCAACCCGCCAACAAUAACUGGGGAAGAGGUUUUCUUCAACCCAGAGAUGGAAACAAGAAACAGGUUCUCUCUUAUCUUAUCCAGGCCGCCCCAACCUAUGCGCAAAGCUUCUGUGCAUGCAACUUCCCUGCCUCGAAAACAACUACAGUUUCUUCUCAAAGCCCUACGGUCUCCGUUCCAGUGCGUGGUGCGUCGAGCACUUGGCUUUCCUCUGUGCUUCCAUCGUCCAUCGUCUCCUCCAUCGGAAGCUGGGGAUCUUCGAGCUCGCCAGCCGUUCCCACUUCGGCUUUUACUUCAAGCUUUCCAAACACGCCCUCUGGAGGACCGUCGACGCUAAGCUCUUCUUUCAUUCCCUCUUCGGUUGCUUCUUCUGUGGGGGGCUCGAGCUCUUUGAGCUCGCCAGUCGUUCCUAGUUCAGCUUUCUCUUCCAGCUUUCCAAAUGUUCCUUCUGGAGGACCGUCGACAUUGAGCUCGUCUGUCAUUCCCUCAUCGGUUGCUUCUUCUGUCGGGGGCUGGGGCUCUUCGAGCUCGCCGGUUGCUCCUAGUUCAGCUUUCACUUCUAGCCUUCCAAACGUGCCUUCGGGGGGACCGUCGACUUCGACUUUACCUGUAAUUCCUUCCUCAAUCGUUUCUGUUUCUUCUGGAGGAGGUUGGGACUCCUCAAGCUUUCCAGUAAUUUCCACUUCAGUCUUCCCCUCAGGUCCCUCCAGUGUACCCUCCGCAGGUCCUUCUACAGGGAUUUCUUCUGCAUUCCCUUCCUCGGUCGGGUCUUCUGCAGGCGGUUGGGAUUCUUCGAGCUUUCCCCCCGUUUCGACUUCAGUGUUUCCCUCGGGUCCUUCCACUGUACCCUCCGCAGGUCCUUCUACAUGGAUCACUUCCGCGAUCCCUUCUUCCGUCUGGUCCUCUGUGGGAAAUUGGGGCUCUUCAUCAGCAGUACCUUCAUCUAUCGUGUCUGAGGCUGGGUGGGGUGAUUCGAGCUCGCUAGGUUUUUCAUCGACCUUUUCUAACGGUCCCUCAACGUGGGCUUCGUCUGCUGGACCUAGCUUACCAGUCACAUCUCCUGGGCAGAGCGGACCAAGCUCGUGGGUGUCUUCUCCCAUCCCCAGCCUACCAUCACUCUCUAUAUGGCAACCCAGUUCGGCAUCUUCAUCCUGGGAGCAAAGUUCCUCGACCUUCUUGGCUUCCACUCCAAGUCCUAGCAUUCCGGUCUCUUCUCCGAGCCCCAGCCUGCCGAUUUCGUCUCCUAGUCUCAGUCUGCCAACUUCAUCCUGGGAAAAAAGCUCGUCGACUGUGUUAUCUUCCUCUGCUACUCCCAGUCUCCCAGUUUCUUCUCCUGGGUCUAGCCUUCCAGUCACUUCGCCAUGGCAGGAAACUACAUCGAGCGUACCAGUUUCUUCGCUUAUACCUAGCCUUCCAGUUACAUCUUCAUUAGAACAAAGCUCUUCUAAUGUGUGGUCAUCAUCUCCAAGCUCUAGCCUGCCUGUCACCACACCAUCGCAAAGCUCUCCGUCUGCAUGGGAAUCUUCCCCUAGCCCAAGUGUUCCAGUAACAUUAUCGUGGGGACAAAGCUCUGCGAGUAUUCCAACACUUCCGGUCACUACACCAGAGCAGCCUAGCUCGUCUGUGUGGGAAUCAUCUACCCUUCCCACACUUCCGGCCACGACACCAGUGCUACCGAGCUCAUCUUCAGUGUGGGAAACUUCUCCAAGUCCAAGUAUCCCAGCCUCUUCAUCAUCUUGGGAACAGAGCUCUUCUACUAUUCCUACGCUUCCGGUCACUACACCAGAACAGCCCAGCUCAUCUGUGUGGGAGUCUUCUACUAUUCCCACAUUGCCAGUGACUACACCAGUCCAACCUAGCUCGUCUGUAUCUGUGUGGGAGUCAUCUACCCUUCCCACACUUCCAGUCACAACACCGGAACAGCCUAGCUCGUCUGCGUGGGAGUCCUCUACCCUUCCCACACUGCCAGUAACUACGCCGGUUCAACCUAGCUCGUCUGUGUGGGAAUCACCGACUCUUCCUACCCUUCCUGUCACGACACCGGUGCUACCGAGUUCGUCUGCGUGGGAAUCAUCUACCCUCCUCACAAUCCCAGUCACAACACCAGUGCUGCCUAGCUCGUCUCCUGUAUGGGAAUCCUCCACCGUCUCCACGCUUCCAAUCACUUCGCAAGUGCAACCAAGCUCAUCUUCGGAGUGGGAAUCUUCUACCAUUCCAACUUUGCCAGUAACUACACCAGUUCAGCCGAGCUCGUCUUCGGUAUGGGAAUCUUCGACUAUUCCCACGCUCCCUGUGACUACAUCUGUACUACCAAGCUCGUCUCUUGUAUGGGAACCUUCUACCGUCCCUACACUUCCGAUCACUACACCUGGUCUACCAAGCUCGUCUUCUGUGUGGGAAUCUUCUUCGAUUCCUACAUUUCCAGUCACUACACCUGAACAACAGAGCUCAUCAUUCGUAUCGGCAUCUUCUUCUAUUCCCAGUCUUCCAGUAACUUCAUCUUGGCAGCAAACUCCUUCCAGUGUGUGGGCUUCAUCUUCUGGUCCAAGUCUUCCUGUUAGCUCACCAUGGCAACCGAGCUCGUCUGUGUGGUUCUCUUCUAGCAUCUCUACGCUUCCUGUCACAUCACCUACACAACAAACUUCGCCCAGUUCAUCCAUUUGGCAGCAGACUUUGCCAACUACAUGGAACUCUUCUCCCCAACCAACCAAGCCCGCUCCAUCACAAUGGCAGCAGAGUUCUUUCACCACGUUUGUCUCUUCAGUCAUUCCUUCUCAUUUGCCAACCAAAACCAAAACCAAAACUAAGGGUCAGGGCUCCACUCCCACAGGAUCUUCCCGAUCUCGAGCUCUUUCUUCGAGAUUCUUUCCCUCCGCCGCUGGGGACCAAUCUCCCCCUUCUUCAGAAUCUUGGGCUGGGAGAUUUCCUUCGGUAAUCUCCUCACUUUUUCCAUCCUCUAUGAGACCAGGAUCUUGGGGUCCAUCCAACUCCCCCUCUGCAUCUUGGGGCUCAUCUAACUUCCCCUCUGCAACUUGGGGUCCAUCGGGCUCCGCAUCAUGGAAUCCCUCAAACUAUCGUUCUUCCUUCCCCCAGUCUAGAUCACGCGGACCAAACGGCUCAAGGACGUGGGCCGCAAACGGUCCAGCAACAUCCACUUUGGCAGCUGUCCCAUCUCCAGAUGCGCCUACCACUCUCCAGACUCGAACCGUUCCCGCCAAGAGCCAGGGGGCAGCUGAGACGCCCGUCACCAGCACAGAGAUCUCUUAUGUCCCGCAAGAGUACCCGACCUCCAUCAUUUCCACCGGUGCCUUAGCACUUCCCACGACCAGUGUAGUUGCUUCCUCGUCAUCGGCAUGGGAUGAUGAUGCCCCAGUACCCACAAACCUAUCGACCAAAUAAGUAAGUUUAUCUCUCUGACGCUCAAAAACUCUUGUCUUCUUGACAGAAAAUGCAUGACUAACAUUCUGGUGAUACAGACUACACACACUUUUCAUGGCAUUUCAACGGCGUCUGCUUCUACUGCAUCCUCUGCCUGGUAGACAUUCUGCAUGCGGCUAUUAGGCCUCAUCUUGCCUUCUUUUUCUCAUCUUCUCAUAUUUCCUGAGAACGGUGUUCCCGGAGCUUCGAAUUCCCUUCCUUACUCACAUUUGGAUGUAACCCACACUCCUUUUUGCUAUACAGCAACGAUUCACUGUUUUUGUAUUGCCUCGUACUCUCACAUUUUCAACUUAUUGCGUUGUCCCAGAUUUGCGAUACGUUCCUUGCUUCUCUAUCAACAAUCUUCUUAUCGCUCAUUACUCCUAUUUACUUAUUACAUUCUAUUCCCUCAUUUACUUCUAUUGACCUUUAUCACGUUCUCCUUCUCAAUUACUACUUAUAUCAACCA